Molecule: messenger RNA, 1704 nt
Organism: Plasmodium berghei ANKA
Lineage: Eukaryota; Apicomplexa; Aconoidasida; Haemosporida; Plasmodiidae
Product: conserved Plasmodium protein, unknown function
Exons: 6
Coding region: 1-1704 (567 amino acids)
Source: RefSeq, a predicted model, not a curated record
AUGAGUUUGAGGGGAAGAGGAAAUAAUAUUAACAAAUCAUCAAAAGGAGGUUUCGAAAUAAAAAAAACUCAAACUAAAGAACCACACUUUCAAAAUGAUAUUUCAUCAUGUAAAAAAAAUGUCAAAAUACUAGCUACCCAUAACAAAAUAAAAGACAACAAAUUUCUCGACCCAAAUAAUAUCGAUACCACUUUAAUAAAUGCUGAUAUAAAUAGUGUUAGUUAUGUGUACAACGAUUUAAAUGAAAAUAAAAAAACUGCGAAAUUUAACAAAUUUUUAAAAAAUACAAAUUUUACAAAUCCUAAUAAUGUCAAUUAUGAUGAAAAAAAUAACUUUGUCUCGGAUUUAUUAUCUCUUGAAAAAAAUAAAACCAAUAAUAGCCACCGUAAUAUCACAUAUUCAAAAAAUAUCCAUCAAUAUUCCUGUCUUGUUCAGAAUAAAAAUUUUAAAGUCACCAAAGAAAAGGAUGUACCAAUUGAUAAUGAUAAAGAAAUUCAUUCAAUUAUUUACAAUACAUUUAUAAAUAAAAAUUUAAAAAUAAAAAAUAGCAAUAUAAAUUCUGUUACAAAUAAUACUGACAAAUACGAACAAAAAUGCAAAAAAUAUAACGAUGUGAGCCUUAAUAGUGGAAAAAUAAGACCUAACAUAUCAACUAGCUCAAAAUUUGUAAACAUAAAAAAAAGUGUGAAUAAAAAAAAUACUUAUAAUAAUUAUAAAAACAUAUUAAUAUCACCAAUAACUAAAAAAGAAUAUUCUGAUAAGACUUCCAAUAUAACAGAAACAGACGAAGAAUUAACAAAUCUAUUUAAUGAUAAAUCAUUUUUAUAUGAAAAAAUUAAAGUAGAAAAAAAAAAUAAUAAACAUGAUGUCUUUACUCAAACAAAUAUGCAAUAUGAAGAAGAAAAUUUAAAAAUUUUUUCAAAAUGUAUAUCAAAAAAAAUAAUAUAUCAAGCAAUUGUACAAAUAACAUAUGAACAAAAUAUUCAACAAAUAGAAUUAGAAAAAAUGUCUAUUAACUUAAAUGAUCAAAAUAAUAAACAAAAAUAUUAUCAGUUAGUAAAAUGCCAAAACAAUAAUUUGAAUUUCAUGGAUAGAAUCGAAACAAUAUCAGGAUAUAUCAGCAUUUUUAAUAAAAUGAAGAUAUUCGCCAAUUCAUCUACUCUUAUAAAUUCGAUAAUGCAAAAUAAUAUCGAAUAUGCCAAGAAGAUAGAGCAGUUUAAAAUCUCUAAACAAUUAAUAUGGGAAAAUAAUAUCAUACACAUUUUGUUAAAAAAAAUUUUAUUUCUUUUAUUAAUAAACAAUAUUGUCCCAUUCUUAGCAAAUGAAUUAAUUGAAGAUUCAUUUUUAAAUAUUUAUUUAUUUAGCCAAAAGGAAAAUCAUAAAAUUGAUAAAAAAUUAUGUGAUGAGAAAAAUUAUCAACAUGAAAAGCGUAAAAUAGAAAAUGGGCAUUUUACAUUUUGUAUGUCUAACGAAAAAAUAAAUGUUAAAAUACCACUGAAAAUUAGUGAAAAUAUGAAUAUGGAUGACGUUUUAAAAAAAAUAAAAAACUACAUUAAUAGAAAACUAUCAUAUUUACAAAAAGAAUAUGAUCUUAAUCUUUUAUUUAUAGAAAAAAAUGGAAUGAGCAUAUUGAACAUAAAAGAUUUGUUUUCUCAUCAAUCUGGAGAAUUCAAUAUUUGUUUAACUGAACGGCAACCAACUUGA